CAUUGUCUUUCUAUUGUUUGAUUUUUUUUUUAAUUUAUAUUAAGAUCUAUUCAUUUUUAUCUUAUGUGUGUGGAUAUUUUGUCUCCAUGUAUGGCUGUGCCUCAAGAAAUCAGAAGAGGGUCCCCUGGAACUGGAGUUACAGAUGGUUAUGGCUGCCAUGUGGGUGCUAGAAAUCUAAUUCAAGCACAACAGAAGUGUAACCAGUGCUUUUGACCUCUGAGCCAUCUCUCCAGGGCUACCUUAUUUUUGAAGACAAAUUCUCUCAUUAUAUACCUGGAGUUUGCUGAGGUUUGACUAGGCUGACCGUCAGCAAACCCCAGUGAUCUUAAUGUCUUUACACCUCCUCUGCACCUUUAGUGAUGGGGUCAGAGGGCCACACAGUUGUGCCUAGCUUUUGAUGUGGGUCCUGGGGAUCUGAACUCAGGCCCUCAUGCUUGCAUGGCAAGGACUUUGAGUUUCCUCUCUCCCCAGACUUCUGAAGUAUUUAUUGUGCACUGGGAGUGUCCAGAUUCAUUGUCAGACACUUGCAUUUUUUACUGUAAAUAAGGCCAUCCUAACAUCUGAAAUUAAAUCCCAGAAUCACUUGUUUUCUGCUUAUGGAUGAAGAAAUAAAGAAGUAGUAUUUAGAGACUGUUUUUAAAUUAUGCAAAAUUUUGUUUUAAACAUUUCAUAUGCAUUUUCAGAACAUUUAGUUUAUAUCUAGCACUAUUUUAUAGAAUGGGAUACAAAAAUCUAGAGGACCCAAUUCUUGUGCCUAGGGAACUUAAGAGUUUUGCUUUGAAAUUUCAAAGUAAUUUCAUGUGUGUUAUUUCUUCACUGCCAAAAGGUUAUAGGUACACUUUACUGUUUUCAUUUUGGGUGUUGUUUGUUUGUUUGUUUGUUUUGAGAUGACAUUGAACUGAUACUUCUGUUUCCACUUUCUUAAUGGUAGUAUUCCAUGUGUGUACCACCAUGCCCAGUUCCAUGUGGUGCUGGGAUUGAACCUGGGGCCUUCUAAUCUGCUAGGCAACCACUCUUCCAACUUAGCUAUUGCUCCGCCCUUGUUUGCAUUUGAAGAUGAAGAAACAGAUCUGAGCUGAGGUUUGGCUAGCAUCAUACAGAUAACUAGAGUGGACGGUCUGACGCCCAAGUGUGGAUCGAUUGCUUCACAUUACAUGUUAUAAUGUGUAUACUUCGGAUAAGAAAAUAUUUUUAAAAAGCCCUCUCUUGUAUCUUUUAUCUUUUGAAAGUGUGUUAAAGAUUAAGGGAUCUGGGUUGUUGUGUCAUCUAAAAUUACAAUAUAUUCAAAACUAAUAAUUUACAUUUUUUGUCAUUUGUUUUCCAGUGUGUUAUAAAAAGCAGUUAUUUUGAAUUGCCAAGAUAAUUGAAGACUUUUUAAAGCCCUGUUAAAACUUAAAUGCUGUGUCUUUCCAGUGCAGAUAGAGCUUUUGGAAAGAAGUGUUUUUCUCUGAUGCUUGGGUGGAGGGGAGGAAGAAUUUUGUAGAGUUUGCUCUCAUGAGCCGUUCUUGGUUUGUUCCAGCUUGCCAACACUUGGUGUCACAUGUGAACCUCCCACAUGUGUGCACUCUCCAUUCCAGCUCUGUGAUUGAACUCUGCUCUUAUUGACUAGGGGGCACUUGGGCAGGCAUGCUUCAUUCCUGGAGUUGACAGUCAUUUCAUUUCUGAAUAGACUAACUGAAUAAGCCCUUCUAAAGCCCUCCCUUCUCUCACGGGCUUCAGUUGGCCUGCAGACAUAAUGAGGAGAUUGGCUUUUCGAGGCGCUGGUUGUGCUCUGGUAAAGCUGAAGAAGUUGGAUUCCAUGGGUUCCAAGAGAAGAAGAGCCACCUCUCCUUCCAGCAGUGUCAGUGGAGACUUUGAUGACGGGCACCAUUCUGUGCCUACACCAGGCCCAAGCAGGAAAAGGAGAAGACUGUCCAAUCUUCCAACUGUAGAUCCUAUUGCUGUGUGCCAUGAACUCUAUAACACCAUCCGAGACUAUAAGGAUGAACAGGGCAGACUCCUCUGUGAGCUGUUCAUUAGGGCUCCAAAGCGGAGAAAUCAACCAGACUAUUAUGAAGUGGUUUCUCAGCCCAUUGACUUGAUGAAAAUCCAACAGAAACUUAAAAUGGAAGAGUAUGAUGAUGUUAAUCUACUGACUGCUGACUUCCAGCUGCUUUUUAACAAUGCAAAGGCCUACUAUAAGCCAGAUUCCCCUGAGUAUAAAGCUGCUUGUAAACUCUGGGAUUUGUACCUUCGAACAAGAAAUGAGUUUGUUCAGAAAGGAGAAGCAGACGAUGAAGAUGAUGAUGAAGAUGGGCAAGACAAUCAAGGCACGCUGGCUGAUGGCUCUUCUCCAGGUUACCUGAAGGAGAUCCUGGAGCAGCUUCUUGAAGCCAUAGUUGUAGCCACAAAUCCAUCAGGACGGCUCAUCAGUGAACUUUUUCAGAAACUGCCUUCCAAAGUGCAAUAUCCAGACUAUUAUGCAAUAAUUAAGGAACCUAUAGAUCUCAAGACCAUUGCUCAGAGGAUACAGAAUGGAAGCUACAAAAGUAUACACGCAAUGGCCAAAGAUAUAGAUCUUCUAGCAAAAAAUGCCAAAACAUAUAAUGAGCCUGGGUCUCAAGUAUUCAAGGAUGCCAAUUCGAUUAAAAAAAUAUUUUAUAUGAAAAAGGCAGAAAUUGAACAUCAUGAAAUGACUAAAUCAAGUCUUCGAAUAAGGACUGCAUCAAAUUUGGCUGCAGCCAGGCUGACAGGUCCUUCGCACAAUAAAAGCAGCCUUGGUGAAGAAAGAAACCCCACUAGCAAGUAUUACCGUAAUAAAAGAGCAGUCCAAGGGGGUCGCUUGUCAGCAAUUACCAUGGCACUUCAGUAUGGCUCAGAGAGUGAAGAGGACGCUGCUUUAGCUGCUGCACGCUAUGAAGAAGGGGAAUCUGAAGCCGAGAGCAUCACUUCCUUCAUGGAUGUUUCCAACCCCUUUCAUCAGCUUUACGACACAGUUAGGAGCUGUCGGAAUCACCAAGGGCAGCUCAUAGCUGAACCUUUCUUCCAUUUGCCUUCAAAGAAAAAAUACCCAGAUUAUUAUCAGCAAAUUAAAAUGCCCAUAUCACUUCAACAGAUCAGAACAAAGCUAAAGAACCAAGAAUAUGAAACUUUAGAUCAUUUGGAGUGUGAUCUGAAUUUAAUGUUUGAAAAUGCCAAACGUUAUAACGUUCCCAAUUCAGCCAUCUAUAAGCGAGUUCUAAAACUGCAGCAAGUCAUGCAGGCAAAGAAGAAGGAGCUUGCGAGGAGAGAUGACAUUGAGGACGGAGACAGCAUGAUCUCCUCAGCCACUUCUGACACUGGUAGUGCCAAAAGGAAAAGGAAUACUCAUGACAGGGAGAUGUUGGGUCUCAGGAGGCUAUCCAGUAAAAAGAACAUAAGAAAACAGCGAAUGAAAAUUUUAUUCAACGUUGUUCUUGAAGCUCGAGAGCCAGGUUCAGGCAGAAGACUUUGCGAUCUAUUUAUGGUUAAGCCAUCCAAGAAGGACUAUCCUGAUUAUUAUAAAAUCAUCUUAGAGCCAAUGGACCUGAAAAUAAUUGAGCAUAACAUCCGAAAUGACAAAUAUGCAGGUGAAGAAGGAAUGAUGGAAGACAUGAAACUCAUGUUCCGCAAUGCCAGGCACUACAAUGAGGAGGGCUCCCAGGUAUACAAUGAUGCCCAUAUCCUGGAGAAGUUACUCAAAGAUAAAAGGAAAGAGCUGGGCCCAUUGCCUGAUGAUGAUGACAUGGCUUCUCCCAAACUUAAAUUGAGUCGGAAGAGUGGUGUUUCUCCUAAGAAAUCAAAGUACAUGACUCCAAUGCAGCAGAAACUAAAUGAAGUGUAUGAAGCUGUAAAGAACUAUACUGAUAAGAGGGGUCGCCGCCUUAGUGCUAUAUUUCUAAGACUCCCCUCUAGAUCAGAGCUGCCUGACUACUACCUGACCAUUAAAAAACCCAUGGACAUGGAAAAAAUUCGAAGUCACAUGAUGGCAAACAAGUACCAAGAUAUAGAUUCUAUGGUAGAGGACUUUGUCAUGAUGUUUAAUAAUGCCUGUACCUACAAUGAACCAGAGUCUUUGAUCUACAAAGAUGCCCUUGUACUGCAUAAAGUCCUCCUUGAAACUCGGAGAGACCUGGAGGGAGAUGAAGAUUCUCAUGUCCCUAAUGUGACAUUGCUGAUUCAAGAACUCAUCCAUAAUCUUUUUGUGUCAGUCAUGAGUCAUCAGGACGAUGAAGGAAGAUGUUACAGCGACUCCUUAGCAGAGAUUCCUGCUGUGGAUCCAAACUUUCCCAAUAAGCCUCCCCUUACAUUUGACAUUAUCAGGAAAAAUGUUGAAAGUAAUCGAUAUCGGCGACUCGAUUUAUUUCAGGAGCAUAUGUUUGAAGUAUUGGAAAGGGCAAGAAGGAUGAACCGGACAGAUUCUGAAAUAUAUGAGGAUGCGGUAGAACUUCAGCAGUUUUUUAUUAGAAUUCGUGAUGAACUCUGCAAAAAUGGAGAGAUCCUUCUUUCUCCAGCACUCAGCUAUACCACAAAACACUUGCAUAACGAUGUGGAAAAAGAAAAAAAGGAAAAAUUGCCUAAAGAAAUAGAGGAAGAUAAACUAAAACGCGAAGAAGAAAAAAGAGAAGCUGAAAAAAGUGAAGAUUCCUCAGGUACUACAGGACUCUCAGGCUUACAUCGUACAUACAGCCAGGACUGCAGCUUUAAGAACAGCAUGUAUCAUGUCGGAGAUUAUGUCUAUGUUGAACCUGCGGAGGCCAAUCUACAACCACAUAUAGUGUGUAUUGAGAGACUGUGGGAGGAUUCAGCUGGUGAAAAAUGGUUGUAUGGCUGUUGGUUUUAUCGGCCAAAUGAAACAUUCCAUUUGGCUACACGAAAAUUUCUAGAAAAAGAAGUUUUUAAGAGUGACUACUACAAUAAAGUACCUGUUAGUAAAAUUCUAGGCAAAUGUGUAGUCAUGUUUGUCAAGGAAUACUUUAAAUUAUGUCCAGAAAACUUUCGCGAUGAGGAUGUUUUUGUCUGUGAAUCGAGGUAUUCUGCCAAAACCAAGUCUUUUAAGAAAAUUAAACUGUGGACCAUGCCCAUCAGUUCAGUUAGAUUUGUCCCUCGGGAUGUGCCCUUGCCUGUGGUUCGAGUGGCCUCUGUAUUUGCAAAUGCAGAUAAAGGGGAUGAUGAGAAGAAUACAGACAACUCAGAUGACAAUCGAGCUGAAGACAAUUUUAACUUGGAAAAGGAAAAAGAAGAUGUUCCUGUGGAGAUGUCCAACGGUGAGCCAGGUUGCCACUACUUUGAGCAGCUUCGGUACAAUGACAUGUGGCUGAAGGUUGGUGAUUGUGUUUUCAUCAAAUCUCACGGCUUGGUGCGCCCUCGUGUGGGCAGAAUUGAGAAAGUAUGGGUCCGAGAUGGAGCUGCAUAUUUUUAUGGCCCUAUCUUCAUUCAUCCAGAAGAAACAGAACAUGAGCCCACAAAAAUGUUCUACAAAAAAGAAGUGUUUCUGAGUAAUCUGGAAGAGACCUGCCCCAUGAGUUGUAUUCUGGGGAAAUGUGCAGUGCUGUCAUUCAAGGACUUCCUCUCCUGCAGGCCAACUGAAAUACCAGAAAAUGAUAUUCUGCUUUGUGAGAGCCGCUAUAAUGAGAGUGACAAGCAGAUGAAGAAGUUCAAGGGUUUGAAGAGGUUCUCACUCUCUGCUAAAGUUGUAGAUGAUGAAAUUUACUACUUCAGAAAACCAAUCAUUCCUCAGAAGGAACCCUCACCUUUGUUAGAAAAGAAGAUACAAUUGCUAGAAGCUAAAUUUGCGGAGUUAGAAGGAGGAGAUGAUGAUAUUGAGGAGAUGGGAGAAGAGGAUAGUGAAGUCAUUGAACCUCCAUCUCUACCUCAACUUCAGACACCCCUGGCCAAUGAGUUGGACCUCAUGCCCUAUACACCCCCACAGUCUACCCCAAAGUCUGCCAAAGGCAGUGCAAAGAAGGAAAGUUCUAAACGAAAAAUCAACAUGAGUGGCUACAUUUUGUUCAGCAGUGAAAUGAGAGCUGUGAUUAAAGCCCAGCACCCAGAUUACUCUUUUGGGGAGCUCAGCAGACUGGUGGGGACAGAAUGGAGAAACCUUGAAACAGCCAAGAAAGCAGAGUAUGAAGAGCGGGCAGCUAAAGUUGCUGAGCAGCAGGAGAGAGAGCGAGCAGCACAGCAACAGCAGCCGAGUGCUUCUCCCCGAGCAGGCACCCCUGUGGGGGCUCUCAUGGGGGUGGUGCCACCACCAACACCAAUGGGGAUGCUCAAUCAGCAGUUGACACCUGUUGCAGGCAUGAUGGGUGGCUAUCCGCCAGGCCUUCCACCUUUGCAGGGCCCAGUUGAUGGCCUUGUUAGCAUGGGCAGCAUGCAGCCACUUCACCCUGGGGGGCCUCCACCUCACCAUCUUCCGCCAGGUGUGCCUGGCCUCCCAGGCAUCCCACCACCGGGUGUGAUGAAUCAAGGAGUAGCCCCCAUGGUAGGGACUCCAGCACCAGGUGGAAGUCCAUACGGACAACAGGUAGGAGUUUUGGGACCUCCAGGGCAGCAGGCACCACCUCCAUAUCCUGGUCCUCAUCCAGCUGGCCCCCCUGUCAUACAGCAGCCAACAACGCCCAUGUUUGUGGCUCCCCCACCAAAGACCCAAAGGCUUCUCCACUCAGAGGCCUACCUGAAAUACAUUGAAGGACUCAGUGCUGAAUCCAACAGCAUUAGCAAGUGGGACCAAACUUUGGCAGCUCGAAGACGGGAUGUCCAUUUGUCCAAAGAACAGGAGAGCCGCCUACCUUCUCACUGGCUCAAAAGUAAAGGGGCACACACCACCAUGGCAGAUGCCCUCUGGCGCCUGCGGGAUUUAAUGCUUCGAGACACUCUCAACAUCCGACAGGCAUACAACCUAGAAAAUGUUUAAUCACGUCACUGUUUCUUCUGUGGAAGCAAAGAGUUGUGGAGCGGUAGCCAUUUUAGUUACUGGGGUGGGAGGGAGGAACAAAGGAUGAUAAUUUUUAUUGCAUUUUAUUGUACAUCACACAGCCAUUUUUAUAUAAGGACACUUUUAAUAAGCUAUUUCAAAUUUGGUUUUGUUACAUUAAGUUGACUAUCAAAUACACAAAAGAUUUUUUUGCAUAUGUUUCCUUUGUUUAAAACCAGUUUCAUAAUUGGUUAUAUAUAGUAAUAGUUUUAUCUUUACUUGUUAAAGGACUUAAAUCAUCAAAGGUUUUGGCUUGGCUUAGGGUUUUGGUUUUCUUUUUUAUAAAUAUAUAUUAUAUAUAUAUAUACACAUAUAAAAGAAAAAAUGAAAAAAAAAAGUUUACAAAUUUAAGUUGACAAUGAAAUGUGAAGUUGGUCCUAGUUUACAUCUUAGAGGAAUGUAUAUGUAUGUUUUACAUGCCUAAAUAUCUGCAGGUUUUCUUACAGGUAAAGCGAAGUGCUUUGAAAAGUUUAGAUUAUACAUGUGUGACAGAUGCGGCAUAUUUGCUCUAUUAACACAGAGGCUUACUAUAGAAAUCUAAAGUCAAUGCUGUAUAUCCAUCCAGUUAGUGUAACUGAAGGGAAAUGUAACUUUGUGCUGAGUUAGACAUCUGUAUUGUCAGUGAUUCUUGUAGAAUAUGUGCUCAGAUCUGAGUUAUAUUUAGUUGUGGAAGGUAAGUUGAAGAGUACUUUUGAUCAGUUUAUGAUUCAGUUUAUGAUUUUAGUUUUUGCCUUCAUGUUAUACAUUUAUGAUUUGAAACUGUACAUCUGUUACCUUGAAAAACAUUGAAGAAAGUACUGAAGUAUGCAUGGAGGUGGUUUAAGCAUAAUACCUAACCCAAGAAAGAGUAUAAAUGGACACAAGCUGUGCCUUGCACGUAACUGUGCAAGGGUAGACUGCCUAUAUAUACAGAUGGCCUGGAUUCUUUAUUUCCUUGUUAUCAAUUAUAGUGUUUUGUUUGUUUCAGGGUUGGAAUUCUCAACCAGAAAUAAUACUUUCUAAAAUAUUUUAAAAUUCAGCUUGUGCUUUGGAUUAUAGAAGGAAAUUAUACUUUAAGAAAAUGUUCACAAAAAAAAAAAAAGGGACUAUUACAGAUCCCAAUAUUUGGAUUAGGUGACCUUGUCUUUCUCUCUUUUCUUGAGAGAUGGUCCUACUACCAACCCUGGCUGGACUGGAACUCACUGUAUAGACCAGGCUAGUCUCAAACUCCUGCCUCUUCCUCCCAAGUGCUGGGAUUGAGGGCAGGUACCAUAAUGCUCAGCAACCACAACCCUGUCUUUCUAACAUGGCCCUAGCGUAAGCACUGAGGCAGUGUACAGUGCUCAGGCAGCAGCAAACGUUUCACGAGGGUGGUUUUGAACCUGCUUUAUCCUACUUGGGUGGCUGUGUGGUGCUGACGCUGCCACUGCCCUGUUGUUCAUUGAGAAUGAUUGUUAAAUGACACUCUUCCUUUAGAAUAUAACGGAUCAGUACUACUCAUGUUUAAUUGCCAUGCUUAAUAAAUCAUGAGAACAAAAGAGUAUAGAAUGGAAAGCAUUCCCUGGUAGCUACUUUAAAUAGGAGCCCUGUAACUUAAUACCAGUAGUCAACCACUGGAUCUCAAUUUUCAUCAAGUAUUUUAAAUAAUCUUAAAUUUUAAAAAACGUACUGCAGAGUAUGCCAGUAUCUUAUUGUUAAAACUGAAUCAAAUAAAUCUUCGAUUCCUGGUUAUUUGGACCAUUGACUCAUCAUGGACUAUAUAAUGUAAUCAGAUUCUUUUCUCUUAAGGUAUCCUUGAAUUACACCAAAGAACCAGAAACUUAAUUUUGGUUAAAUUAUUUAUUUAUUUCAUGCAUUAAUUUUCUUUUUCUUUUUAAAGGUUUAGAUGAGGCUCCUUAGGGAGUCUCUAAAACCGCUUCACUAUCAGCAACCUGGAGUACUAGAAGCCAGAGUACUCUUCCUCCUGGCUCCUUCCCAGUGCUCUAGUGCUGUAGGAACCAAGAGCCAGCCCCAGGUUCCCCGAGGCAGUAUAAAUCCAGCACAGGGGGCUGUGUCCCUAAGGCAAGCCCUGAUUACCUUUAAAAAACAAAAACAAAAACAAAAAAAAACAUAAAAAAACUAAUUAAUUAAAAGCAUUUAAGGCACUAUUUAUUUUAGAAUCAUGCUUUUGAAGAGUAUCAGUGAUUACUUAGGGUAUAAUAUUUAAAGAUCAGACAUCUUCAAAAACAGAAAAAGCCCUGACUUAAGGCAGUACAAGUAAACAACACACUUUCUCAUGACUUAAGAACUGUAGUAAUGUGGCUUAGGAAAUAUAAUGGCCUAAUUGUUUUCAAAAUGUAAGUUCCUGUGAAGAAUUUUGUUUAUAUUGGGUUGGGGACCUAUAGGUUUAAAAUAGAAUGUCAAUCAGCUGACUUAAAAAACGUUGGUUUUACUAAGUCUGCCUUCCCCUUCUAAGGAAGAACUGAGUGGGUGAGGGACACGUAUGUAAAAUCUCCAAAUGGAUGUUACAGCUUUCAGCUUGGACGUUUGUUUCCAGACCUGAUUAAAAUUUGGUUUAUUCUAAUUUCUGUACUAUAUCAUCUGAGGUUUUAAGUGGUAACUGGUUCUAUACCAUGUAUGUAUCAUAUGUUUGUUCAUCAAAGCUUUUUAAUCCAAAUAAAAACAAGAGUUUGCAAAGUGA
Molecule: messenger RNA, 9632 nt
Organism: Mus caroli (Ryukyu mouse)
Lineage: Eukaryota; Metazoa; Chordata; Mammalia; Rodentia; Muridae
Source: RefSeq, a predicted model, not a curated record